This is a messenger RNA of Periophthalmus magnuspinnatus, 460 nucleotides long. RefSeq names its product guanine nucleotide-binding protein G(I)/G(S)/G(O) subunit gamma-7-like. Gene Ontology annotation, biological process: G protein-coupled receptor signaling pathway. The record is from RefSeq and is a predicted model, not a curated record. NCBI's taxonomy places the organism in Eukaryota, Metazoa, Chordata, Actinopteri, Gobiiformes, Gobiidae. Gene Ontology annotation, cellular component: heterotrimeric G-protein complex. Gene Ontology annotation, molecular function: G-protein beta-subunit binding. Bases 242 to 460 code for a protein of 72 amino acids. The transcript has 2 exons.
UAUUUUGCAGCAUGGUGCUUCUGAAAUGAUCUGUGAUGUUGUAUGACAUUUUCGGAACUAUCAUAUGACCUUUCUAUAGUGGGGUUUUGAAGUUGCCCCAGCUGUGAACAAAAAGACCACACAGGUUAAAAGGGAAAUUCAGAAACUUAACCAACACACAAUUCUUUCUGCGAAGGAGGAAUAAUACGCGUACAGGAGAAGUCUUUUACAGCUUUGUCCUUCAGACUAUUCAAUCCAAGAGAUGUCCGGGAAGGCUUCCAGCAAUAAUUCAGUUGUACAAGCACAAAAGUUGAUCCACCAACUCAGGAUUGAAGCAGGAAUGGAAAGACUGAAGAUCUCACUGACAGCAGUAGACCUGGUCCAGUAUUGUCAGGAGCACAAGCGCUGUGAUCCUUUGUUGACUGGAAUCAACUCUUCAAUGAAUCCAUUCAAAGACAAGAAGUCCUGUGUGUUGCUGUAA